Molecule: messenger RNA, 1982 nt
Organism: Cercospora beticola
Lineage: Eukaryota; Fungi; Ascomycota; Dothideomycetes; Mycosphaerellales; Mycosphaerellaceae
Product: fatty acid desaturase
Biological process (GO): lipid metabolic process
Source: RefSeq, a predicted model, not a curated record
AGGCGCAGAAUGCAGCAAAUACUUCAGUGUGCGAGCCAUGACUUCCGCACACGCGCUGCCACUUCGGCCGCGGUCAUCAACACGCGGCCGGAAGACAUUGCGAUGAUCCACCGUCACCGUCACGGGCCACUUGACGCGGAUCUUCGCACCUUGGACCCCUUUCGAUGAAACCCUAACUAGAAUCUAGAGUCGUUCCAACUUCUCUCAAACAACAAUCCUCCAGUCUCUCGUUAUUUUGCAUAGCGUUUGUGGCUAACAGUUCUGCAUUUCUCAUUAUGACGAGCAUUGAUCCAUACUUGACAGAACCAGAUCUGAUCUUGCUGCGCAAUCUCUUUGAAGACAACGCCAGGCAAUUCCGAACGCGAGCCAAGCAUAACGAACAGCAGCACCCAGAUGAUCACAAAUCACCCAGCAUAGCUCACGCAACAGACGACAGCGAUGACUCAGCACUCGAGCGCAUGAAAGCAUUGAACGACCCGACCAGUCCAGAUUUCGAGCCAACAGUAUUCGCAACGUGGGAUGCCAAGGACAUACAUCCAACUCUCCAGAAGUACUUGAUCCAGCCAUACAUCAAGGUCGCUUCAAACAUAGUGCGGCAUCCUACAGAUGUGAUAUUCUUGACGCACAUCCUGCUCUACCUUUCUGUCAACGUGCCAAGCGCAGUUUACCUCUACUACAACUUCACUUACCUCCAUGGCAUCGCUCACGUUGCCUUCACCUUCUGGUGCACCGGGGGCUUCACUCUCAUGAUGCACAACCACAUCCACAACAACGGCGUUCUAUCAAAAGGAUGGGCCUGGCUGGACCUGACCUUUCCCUACAUCUUGGAACCUCUAAUGGGACACACCUGGGAUUCAUACUACUACCACCACGUGAAACAUCACCACGUCGAAGGCAACGGCCCCGAAGACCUCUCCUCCACAAUCCGCUACCAACGCGACAACGUCUGGCACUUUCUCCACUACCUCGGCCGCUUCCUCUUCCUCAUCUGGCUCGACCUUCCACUCUACUUCCUCCGCAAAAACAAAACCAAGCUCGCCGCUAAAUCCUUCUUCUCCGAAAUCGCCAGCAUGACCUUCAUGAUCUUCAUGACCACCAAAGUCAACUUUCGCGCCAGCAUUUUCACCCUCAUAAUACCCUUCAUUCUCCUCCGUCUCGGCCUUAUGAUCGGAAACUGGGGCCAACACGCCCUCGUCGAUGAAAUCGAACCGGACUCCGAUUUCCGCUCAAGCAUAACAUUAAUCGACGUCCCCAGUAACCGCUUCUGCUUCAACGACGGCUACCAUACAGCUCACCACCUCAAUCCUCGCAGGCACUGGCGCGACCAACCACUCCACUUCCUGCAAUCAAAGAAAGCCUACGCAGAAGGCCGGGCACUAGUCUUUCAUAACAUCGACUACCUAAUGUUAACCUACCGCCUCCUCACAAAAGACUACGCGAAGCUCGCCGAAUGUCUGGUACCAAUUGGAGAACAAAUCGGGAUGAGUCUGCAGGAAAUCGCAGCAGUGUUAAGGACGAAAACCAGAGCUUUCACAGAAGAGGAAAUUCGAGAGAAAUUUGGGACGGCUUCUUCUUCUUGUGCUACGAUUUCGAAGAUGAUGAAGCAGGAGAAGGAACUGAAGAUGAAGCCGAGGAGGAAAUCUGUUGCGCUUUCGUGGAAAGCUGCGAUUGUGAAUGCGGGGGCUUUGGCGCCGAGUGCACUUGGUUUGUUGGCUUUUGGGCCUUCGGGCGUGGAGGCGGAGGUUGUGCAUGGGCAUACGAAGGCGCAGUGAAGAUUCUUCGAGGACAUUGUCAGGACAGAAUCCAGUCAAGAUUGAUCCGAGCAGAAGGACAUGGCAGACAUAGAGUAGCAUAUGUAACUCCACAGAUCGCGUCCUGGAAGGAAGGACUGCUGGAGAAAGACAAGAUAUGCGGACAAUGUGAACAAAUACUGUGACCGUGGCCACCGUAGUACAUUUCCAUCUUUGCCUACAAUUUGAACC